AUGGAUCCAGGGGAACUGGCUCAAGCUCGGGCCCAGAUCCAGAAUGUGGAGCUGACCCGUCUGUUGCAGCAGGAUGAGGAUGGCGAUAUGCUCCUUCAUCUGCUUGUUGCCCAAGGAUUCCGCUCAUUGGCUUAUGCUGCUGCUGAGAUGCUCAGAGACUGUGGUCACCUGGAUGUCAAAGAGCACAGGGGGAAGACCCCACUGUUAGUGGCAGCAGCAGCAAAUCAGCCAGAGAUUGUGAAAGACCUGAUCAUGCUGGGAGCCGAUGCCAAUGCUGCCGACCAGAAGGGCCAGACUGUGCUGCACCUUGGCGCCACGUACGGACUGCCCAGUGUCAUUGAGGCUGUCAUGAUGACUGGCAUCCCUGUAAACGUGGAAGCAAGAAAUUUUGAAGGUCUCACCCCACUGCACUGUGCUGUCAUCGCUCACAAUGCAGCCUUCCAGGCACAAACCCUGGAGCCACUGUCCCAGAGCCACUUGCAGGACUUGCUGCUUUGCAUCCGUCUGCUCUUGCAACUUGGGGCAGACUACAAGAGCCAGGAUCUGAAGAGCAGCAAAACCCUCCUCCAUUUGGCUGUCCAAGCAGCAAACCUGCCUCUGAUCCAAUUCCUUCUCCAGCUUCCUGGACCAGAACUCCAGCGUUUUGUCAACAUGAAGGCUCAUGGGAAUACCGCACUGCACAUGGCUGCCGGCCUGCAUGGGCAUCCCUAUCAAGAGGAGAUUGUCCGCCUGUUACUACACCACUGGGCUGAUCCCAGUGCCCGGAAUCUGGAGAAUGAGCAACCAGUUCACCUCUUGGCUCCUGGACCAGUGGCAGAACAGCUCCGCCUGCUUCUAAGGAGCCGUCGGGGAUGCCCUGGUCCAGCUCAUCUCCCCUCUCUUUCCUGAUAGCUUUCUGUCCAUGAACACAUCUGGUCAGGGAUCAGCAGGACUCCUCUUCCGCCAUCCAGCAAGUCAAGAAACUUGGAUAUCUCUCUUUGAGUGUUGGGUUUGUUUGUUUGUUAAGGGAAUUUAUUUCUUAUGCCAGCUAUAUUUAAGUAAGUUAUUGUAACCAGGACCAUGUGCCUGACUGCUGCCUUGCUGAUGCCAAUUUGAUUCCCAAUGGGAAGUCAUAGUGGGUGCCUGCUUCUCUCCCAGGGCGGAGAGAGCAUCCAUUGCUUCAGUAAGGAAAUAAUUCAAAAUCUGAGAAUGAUUUUUUUUUUAAAAAAUCCCAGUUGCCUCCCUUCAGAGAUCAGUGUGCUCCUAGUGGCAUUAUCUAUAUCAUUUCUAUGAAAUGAAUUUUGACUUGAACCAUAUUGGUUCAUAAAUUCUUUGGAUUGCAUAGCAUGGGACCAGUCUCACCAGAGGAACAACUUAGGCAAAACCCAACAACAAUCCUGUGCAUGUUCACCCAGGGAGAAAUCCCUGUUGGGUUCAAUGGGGCCUACUCCCAGGUAAGCAGAUACAGAAUUGCUGCCUGAAUUCCUCUUUGGACUGUGCCCAUCAUAAUCCACCAUUUGUUGCUAGAUACAGAUCCUAAGAGGAUUCUUCUACCACCUAAAAGAACUACAGAAAGGAGGAAACUUUCAUAAGGUAUGACAUCUGAAAGUUGUGAUCCUGUAAUUUUCAAAGGAACAGUAGUGAGUAGCCCCCUUUAAUGCAUACAUCCUUCUAAAUAUUGCUGGACUGUAACUCCCAUUAGCUCUAAGCAUCAUAGCCAGUGUUGCAUUCCAAUAUCUAGAGCAGGGCUCCUCAAACUUUUUAAGUGGAGGGCCGAUUCACAGUCCUUCAGACUUUUGGGGGGCCGGACUAUGAUGAAAUAGUCCAGAAUUAGGAUUGUUGUUGUUGUGUGCCUUCAAGUCAUUUCAGACUUAGGUCAAGCCUAAGUCUAAAGUUUAGUUCAGAGGCCAGAUAAAUUACCUUGGAGGGCCGCAUCUGGCCCAUGGGCCUUAGUUUGGGGACCCCUGAUCUAGAAGAUCUCAUAAGACCAUAGGUAAGUAAAGAGACCUCCAAAAACCAUCUAGAUGGUCUCAUAAGACCAUAGGUAAGGAAAGGGACCCUCAAAGGCCAUCUAGAUGAUCUCAUAAGGCCACCAGAAGACCAUAGAUAAGACAAGGGACCUCAAAGACCAUCUUGAUGGUUUCAUAAGACCAUAGGUAAGGAAAGGGGUCCCCAAAGGCCAUCUAGAUGAUCUCAUAAGGCCACCAUAAGACCAUAGAUAAGGCAAGGGACCUCAAAGACCAUCUCGAUGGUUUCAUAAGACCAUAGGUAAGGAAAGGGACCCUCAAAGGCCAUCUAGAUGGUCUCAUAAAAUAGAUAAGGAAAGGAACCCUCAAAGGCCAUCUAGACAAUCCCUAAGGCCAUAAGUAAGCAAAGAGACCUCCAAAGACCAGGUAGACUUAAGUCAACCCUAAGUCUAAAGUUUAGGACAGGGGCCAGGUAAAUGACCUUGGAGGGCCGCAUCCGGCCCACGGGCCUUAGUUUGGGGACCCCUGAUCUAGAGCAUGGUUCGAUACCUGUGGGUCCCCAGAUGUUUUGGCCGUCAACUCCCAGAAAUCCUAACAGCUGGUAAACUGGCUGGGACUUCUAGGAGUUGUAGGCCAAAACACUUGGGGACCCACAGGUUGAGAACCACUGAUCUAGAGGGUUACAGUUCUUCUCCAUCCCUCUAUUGAAAGUAUAUCCUUCCUACAAACUUAAAUGGUUUAAUAGACAUUUCCACUUCCUAAAGGAAUCCAGAGAACUUGGAUUCUGUGAGUGCAGCUAGGAAUCUCUAGCAGAAGUCUCUGUGCCCACACCAAACAAGAAAUCCCCAGGUCCUUUGGUUGGGGAAAACACAGCAUAAAGGUAGAAGAGUCCUCUUAGAAGAUGUAUCUGGCAGUGUGAUAAAUUCUGCCUAAAAUAAUGCAAGGCAAAUACUACGCACAGUUUUAGUGCAGUCCUUGUAAUGCUUGGAAUCAGGGCUUCAAACAAGACGGGGUCUUCGGCAUUCUAAGCGGCAGGGAUAAUAAACACGGCGUGUUUUUGUUGUUCACCAGGCUUUGGCCUGCAUUACACCCUCUCACAGCAUCUGUGCCCAGAAACCCGUAGCCAGGUCCCUGGCUGAAUUCAGAGCCCUGUGUGGCUCUCUGGCUCAGUGCCCAGGAGUCUUCCUCAACACUUUCUCAUGCGGCACUUUUGACUCCAUGUAGCCAGAUUCCCACAAAGUGGGAAAGUAAUCCUCCUUCCUUUUUUAUUUGUACCGCACCAGAACAUGGGAUGCUACUUUGUCAAAGCAAUUGGCUGCUGCUUGACAUCCCAACAGAGCAGUUGCUGACUGUUGUGGAUUCUAUUCUUAAAAACAGUGCUUCAUUUUUUAAUAUUAUCAAAAAGUAAAUAAAUCUGUAAUUUUUCCAUACCUUCCAACUGUCCUGAUCUGGAAGAGAUAAUCCCAAUUGAUCUAAUGUCACCCAACUUUUUCAGAUGCUUGUAAAGCAUUCCCGUUUCUCUCUCCUCCUGCUUCCUUCCCGCCUUGUCCUUAACUUACUUCAUUUGGUGAAAAGUGCAGAAGUUGGUUAUACUCAAUUAGCAGAGCAAAAGGAGAGGCUGCAAAAUCCCUUCCCAACAGAUACAGGCAAAAGCAAACCACUGCAGUCUCUCUCUGUAUGUUCUCCCUUUUGCUACUUGACCACACUGUUUGGACAUGUGUGUUUAAUUUUCUAUGAAAAAUUGGAAGUGGUCAGUAAUGCUAAACACAGCCAAGUAGUGAACUCUUAGAAAGUUACUUCCUAAAAGUAAUUUAUUCUUGUUAUUUUUUUAGAAUAUCAGAAAACAUUGGUGGCUGUUAAUGAUGUUUUUUAAACUCCUUUUGUUGUUCAUUGCAUUGCUUGUUAUUUAAAAAAAACCUUAGGACUAAUGUGAACAUGGCAAAAAAUUUGGAAAAUACUUGUUACCACACCUGUAAGAAUGCAUUCCUGAAACUAGAAUGUAAUUGUGGCAAUAAAGAAGCACAUGUUGUAA
Molecule: messenger RNA, 3978 nt
Organism: Anolis carolinensis (green anole)
Lineage: Eukaryota; Metazoa; Chordata; Lepidosauria; Squamata; Anolidae
Gene: nfkbid
Product: NFKB inhibitor delta
Exons: 8
Coding region: 1-888 (295 amino acids)
Biological process (GO): regulation of gene expression
Cellular component (GO): nucleus
Molecular function (GO): protein binding
Source: RefSeq, a predicted model, not a curated record